This is a messenger RNA of Solanum lycopersicum (tomato), 1644 nucleotides long. The record is from RefSeq and is a predicted model, not a curated record. Lineage: Eukaryota; Viridiplantae; Streptophyta; Magnoliopsida; Solanales; Solanaceae.
GCCCUCCAUUUUUUUUAAAAUACAAAUCUGAAAUCAGCAACUCUUCUUCUUCAGUCAGUUCUGAGUUCACAUUCACAUCUUAAUUGAAAGAUUCAAUUCAGUUUCUUGAUAUCUUUUCAGUUUUGAACACCCUUUGAUCUGUAACUCAAUCUGUUCCUAUCUUUCUCUCUCUAUAUCUAUACAUCAAACCUAUACAUACCCCAAAAAGAAAUACUGCUACAUCUAUAUACGAUUCGUUCGAUAAAAUUCUUAUUCAAUCUAUAAAUCUUACAAAGCUUCUAUCUUUAGACUUGAAAUCUGAAUCUUUUUGCUUCGCAAUCGUUGAAUUUUGUUAUCCCUUUUUUUUUGUUUGAGUUGGGGACCAAAACCCUAGCUUUCACUUUCAGUUUCAAAAAACCCUCUUUUUUUUUUCAAACUUCAGUAAUCUUGAGAAUCAGAAGUGAUUGGCUGUGGUAGAUUCCGCGGUUUCUGGCGUUUCUUGAUUUAUUCAGGUGUUUUUUCUUCACUCAAAACCCUUGACGUCGACUGCUGGAAGAUCUAGUUCCUUCUCUUACUUUUCCGGACUAUCAAUGAUGGCUAAUCAGGCCAUUCUUUAUUUUGACUGCAACAUGUGCAAUGUGGUGUAGUUGGAUUAGUUAAUAUUUUUGGAUUGUUGAGAAAUGGUGGAAACGUUCUCUUUUCUCAUUAGACUCUGCUGUCUGCUUGAUACUUUGAUGAGCCUUUCCUCCUUCCCUGGGCUGAGAAAAGCUUCACUUGGGUUGUGGUCUAGAACCCAUCACAGAGUAACUCAUAGGGCAUUCUGUUGUAUCUUACCUGUUAUGAUUGAUUUGAUGAUUAGGUGGUUUAAUAUGACGACAAGUUUGGAAGAGUCAUCAAAGAAAACUUCACGUCCUCAAUUGGUUGUAUUGAACAAGGCGUUCAAAUUGGCUGAGCAAUGGGUCAACAGUAUGGGUAACUCUUCUGAUGAUGCUAACCCAACUGUGGUUGUUCUAGAGAGUCGACCACCCAGGCUUGGAAUUGGUGCUGCAGUUCCACGUCAAUCCCAAACAGUACUCUCAAAUGACCCCGCUGAAAGAAGGCUACGUGCUAAAUUGGAUGCUGAGAAAAGAAGAAAAUUGAAGAGCUCUGAAGCAUCAACAAUAUCCAACAAAGAUGGGAAAGUUGAUGAAGAAAGUGAUGAAGAUGAAUCAGAAAGCAAAUCAAAAGCUUUUACUAAGAAGAGGCCUGCACCUUUGCCCUCGACUCUGCAAGUAAAAAAAAAGAAGUGACUUUGCAUCAUCCAGCAAUGAAUACUUCGAGAUGUGCUGGAGUUCUACCAUAGUAUAAAAUUCUCCGCCUGUCGUUUCUUGUGGCCAUUUUGUAUGUAGGGUGCAGUUUGUUUUGUCAGUGGUGCUUAUUUCUCAACAGCAUGUUCUCCCCCAACCCCCCUCUCCAGCGUGUGCCUUUGGUGACAAACGCUUUUAGAAAACAUGUCAUUCUCUCAUUUUUGUUCUCUUUUGGUUGUAGUUAAUGGAAUAAAGUAAAUCUUUUCUGCAACGAUGCUCAAACACAAAGGACACAUCAUGUUUGGUACUUUUAAGUUUGUUUGUUCUGAUGAGCAUAUAACCAGGCAAAGAGUGAUGAUUAGUCUAGUUACUGCUUUAA